AUGUAUUUCCGCUCGUGUCGGGAUGUGAUGCCACAUCACGAGUCACGACUAUCCCCCCCGGAGAAUGCCGUGCGGAUUGCCAAAAUGCUCAUGGUCUACCAGUUUAUCUACUACAACGCCGUGGUCCCAUCUCAAAAAUUAACUAAUAUCAUACGGUACCUAGGUAUUUCCUCCAUUACCAUCAUCCGAGUUCGUGUCCUCGCCACAGUCAAUUUCACCGAUUUGUCCUACUCGAUGAUCUGGGUUGCCCUCUGGAUCCGCUUUCCCGUCCUUGCUCCAUACUCGACGCAGCCGUCGACGGGACCUGUCCCGAGCAAGAAUAUUACGGCGAAAUGGGUGCAUGACAUAGAUGAGAUGGAUAGUGAGUUUCCGCUCACGCAAUUGGACCAGUCACAGGAUGGUCACUUGCAGUAG
Penicillium verrucosum is the source of this 414-nucleotide messenger RNA. RefSeq lists its product as uncharacterized. The transcript has 2 exons. Bases 1 to 414 code for a protein of 137 amino acids. The record is from RefSeq and is a predicted model, not a curated record. NCBI's taxonomy places the organism in Eukaryota, Fungi, Ascomycota, Eurotiomycetes, Eurotiales, Aspergillaceae.